Molecule: messenger RNA, 2023 nt
Organism: Corticium candelabrum
Lineage: Eukaryota; Metazoa; Porifera; Homoscleromorpha; Homosclerophorida; Plakinidae
Product: glutathione hydrolase 1 proenzyme-like
Exons: 2
Coding region: 1-1704 (567 amino acids)
Biological process (GO): glutathione catabolic process
Cellular component (GO): plasma membrane
Molecular function (GO): glutathione gamma-glutamate hydrolase
Source: RefSeq, a predicted model, not a curated record
AUGUCGUUGCUCGUGGUUCACAUACCGUUGGUUUUUACAGUGGCUCUAUCGGUGAAUGUUUUCAAAUCUGAUGCUGCUUCCUUCUACAAGAAUUCAGGAUGGUAUCCUCAUGCUGCUGUCGCUGCUGACGCACCAGUGUGCUCUUCAGCUGGAACAUCAAUUCUCAAGAAAAAUGGCAACGCUGUUGAUGCUGCUGUGGCGACGCAAAUAUGCCAAGGAGUGGUCAAUUUUGAGGCAUCUGGUCUAGGAGGAGGAGGCUUCAUGCUAAUAUACAACAGAUCAACAGGAAAAACUGAAGCAAUAGACUUCAGAGAAAAUGCACCAAUGAAUGCUUAUAAAACCAUGCUACUGCAAAAAGACAGCAAACCAACACUAACUACAGGUGUUCCCGGAGAAUUACGAGGAAUGGAAAUGGCAUGGAAGAAGUAUGGCCAACUGCCAUGGGCAAUCCUCUUUGAACCAGGCAUUUCUAUUGCAGAAAACGGUUUCAAGGUUACAAAAGCUGUGGCAAUGGGUAUCGCCUCCUCAAAGGAUUCAAUCCUUAAGAAUCCAGCAGCUUGGAGUCUUAAACAAAUUUUAGCACCCAAUGGGACAUUUUUACAAGAAGGUGACAUGAUGAAGAGACCAACACUAGCUAAAACACUUAGACUGAUUGCUGAACAAGGUGCUGAUGUUUUGUACAAUGGAAGUCUGACAUCUCAGCUUGUCGAGGAUAUCAAUGCAGCCGGAGCUAACUUCACUGUCGAUGAUUUCCAUAACUACACAGCCAUGAGUUUAUCUCCACUUGUUGGGAAAUUUCAGAACAUGACAGUAUUGGGUAUGCCACCACCUGGCAGCGGAGCCGUGCUUCAACUCAUUCUUGGCAUCUUAGAUCUCUACAAUAUGACUCCCAGUGACUUCGGCCUUCUCUCCUACCAACGAACUAUCGAAGCAUUUAAGUUUGCCUAUGCUCAACGUGUUCAUCUAGCCGAUCCUGCAUUUGUGCCGGGCAUUCGCAGUCAGGUUGAUUUCAUGAUGGAUCCUAACACUGCAAAGAAAAUGAAGGAGAUGAUUAGUGAUAAUGCCACGUACCCUCCUUCAUACUACAAUAUCACACAUAACGUACACGACAAAUUUGGAACGUGUCAUUUCAGUGUUGUUGACCAGGAUGGAAGUGCGGUUGCAGUAACUACAACAAUCAACACCUCAUUCGGAAGUCUUGUGAGAUCCAACACUACUGGGAUUAUUUUCAACAAUGAAAUGCUCGACUUCUCGACACCAAAUCGUACAGACAUCUGGGGUCUGCCACCAAACUCUAUAAAUUUUAUUGAGCCCAGCAAACGAGCUCAGUCAUCAAUGUCACCAACAAUUCUCGUCGAUGCGUCAGGUCAAACUGCAAUGGUUACGGGUGCUUCUGGAGGAACCAGAAUUAUCAGCACUGCUGCAUUAAUUACAUCUGGGCAUUUCAUUUACGACCAAUGUCUGGUAGAAGCAACCAACAUGUCACGUGUUCACCACCAACUACUGCCUGAUUUUAUCUUUAUGGAGCCUGGCUUUCCGGAAGACAUUAAAAAGGGUCUAGAAAAGAUCGGACAUCGGGUGAAGUACAUCUUACUUGGUGAUAAGUACUUCUCAGAUAUACAAAGCAUUGUAAGGGAUUCUGACACUGGAAUACUCAAUGCAGUGUGUGACAAUAGGAAGGGUGGGCAACCUGACGGUUUCUAGAAAACAAUCGAAACGUUAGUACUACAAUAGAAGUUACUAAUGAGUUUGAAAUCUCAAAUCUGGAAUUGAUGUUAAUAAUUUUCACAUAUUUUAUUUUUUCUUAUAUGUUCAGUAUUGGUGUUUAGUGGCAGUUACCCUAGUUGUCUAGAAAUGCUGUCAUAACACCAUGUAGUUUGCACAUUUGUAAUUUUUCUCUGGACAGUACAGGUAUUGAUUUGGUUGUCAUUAAUUCCUAGCUGCUUUCAGUAAAGUAAUAAGAUUGUACAAGAAAAGAGAACGUGCUGUUAUAAUAUAUGGGUCACCAGAUGACAAUUUUAAA